Messenger RNA from Xiphias gladius (swordfish), 3933 nucleotides. It is a transcript of the gene sema4d, whose product is annotated as sema domain, immunoglobulin domain (Ig), transmembrane domain (TM) and short cytoplasmic domain, (semaphorin) 4D. The record is from RefSeq and is a predicted model, not a curated record. The coding region runs from base 433 to 3099 and encodes 888 amino acids. Lineage: Eukaryota; Metazoa; Chordata; Actinopteri; Istiophoriformes; Xiphiidae. The transcript is spliced from 17 exons. Gene Ontology annotation, molecular function: semaphorin receptor binding; chemorepellent activity. Gene Ontology annotation, biological process: positive regulation of GTPase activity; ossification involved in bone maturation; neural crest cell migration.
UCGCACUUCCCAAAACAAUGCCACUCUGGCACCCCGAGGUCAUUCGGGGGUUCCUGCCCUUGGCGUGCGUAAAUCAAGGGUGCUCCUCCGCUGCAGCAACAAAAGACCGUCGUUGACAGCGGUGGACCACUGAUCCACGCAACCACAGUUUGCAUGAGCACCGGUCGGAAGCAUCAAGGCAAAUGGAUGCCCGCGGCAACGCGCUGUCACGUCUCUCAAGACCACCGUUGUAACAUUAACCCUGGGCCUCUCCUUCAACCAUUUCCAACUGUGUGAAAAAAAGUGAAAAGAAGUUUUAAUGUAUCAGUAUUCGCUAGCCGACGCCAUGACGGACAACUUGAGGAUUUUAUAAUUCUCUCCGGUGGAAGAGCGUCGCAUCUUGUAAGGAGCCACAGAGGAAACUUGACAGUUCCGAAGCUAUCAGAGUCUAAUAUGGGAUUUGGCGUGCUGGGAGUGUUUCUGGGGCUGCUCCUGGAGGUGUCCACCCACGGACCCCAUGCUGUGCCUCGGACUUCCUGGAGACACCAAGAUUUAGAUCUGAUGGAGUUUUCAGAGCCCGGGAUCUUCAACUACUCUACAUUGUUGCUGAGUGAGAAAAGGGAUGCACUGUAUGUUGGAGCCAGGGAGGCCAUCUUUGAGCUCAGCAAGAAGAAUGUUACAGUCAGAAACAACAAGGUUCAGUGGACGGUUGCAGAAAACCCCAUGAUGAUGUGCACGCUUAAAGGAAAAUCAAAAGAGAGGGAUUGUCUAAACUACAUUCGAGUGCUCCAAGUCGUAGACGAGGAGCGGCUGUAUGUCUGUGGCACACAUGCCUUUCAACCUCAGUGUGAUUACUUGAACCUCGCUGACUUUUCGUUGGACGGUCGACCUGAAGAUGGCAGGGGAAAAUGUUCCUUUGACCCCUCACAAAGCUUUACCACUGUCAUGGUUGAUGGAGAGCUGUACUCAGGGACAGCUUAUAACUUCUUGGGCAGUGAACCGAUCAUUUCCAGAUACUCUCCAUACCAGUCCCUGCUAAGGACAGAGUACUCCACAUCAUGGCUCAAUGAGCCCAGUUUUGUUUUUGCCGACGUGAUCAGAGAAGGGAGAAACAGAGCAUAUGGUGAGGACGACAAAAUAUACUACUUCUUCACUGAGGUGUCCGUGGAGUACGAAUUCUUUGGCAAGCUGCUCAUCCCCCGGGUGGCGCGCGUCUGUAAGGGUGACCUCGGUGGGCAGCGCACGCUGCAGAAGAAGUGGACGUCCUUUCUAAAAGCUAAACUGGUGUGCUCCAUGCCCGAGCUCAACUUCGUCUUCAACGUAGUGCAUGACGUCUUCAUCCUGAAGGAGUCAGAUUGGAGGGAGACGGUCAUCUAUGGCGUCUUUACCUCCCAGUGGGGUAAUGUGGGCUUGUCAGCUGUGUGCGCCUAUAACAUGACAGCUGUGGAAGAUGUCUUCUCUAAGGGCAAGUACAUGCAGAAGGCCACAGUGGAGCAGUCCCACACCAAGUGGGUGCGGUACAACGGCAUCACCCCUUUUCCACGUCCUGGAGCUUGUAUUAACAACCUGAUGCGACAGCAGAACAUUAGCAGCUCUCUCCACCUGCCAGACAAGACCCUUCAGUUUGUUAAGGACCACCCACUGCUGGAGGAUCCCGUCCUGCCCAUCGGCAACGGGCCUCGCCUCAUCACCAAAGACGUCAACUACACUCAGAUCGUUGUAGAGAGGGUCCGAGCGCUCGAUGGGAACAUUUACGACGUAAUCUUCACUGGAACAGAUAAGGGAGUCCUGCACAAGUCGGUGGUGUUUGAAGGAGAUGUUCACAUUGUGGAGGAGACACAGCUACUGAAAAACUCUGAGCCCAUCAAGAACUUAGUGCUGUCCUCAGAGACACGAUCCCUGUAUGCUGGCUCAGACUCGGGUGUAGUCCAGUCACCCACGGCCUUCUGUGGCAGGUAUCCAUCCUGCAAUGACUGUGUCCUGGCUCGAGACCCCUACUGCGCCUGGGACAGUCAUACUGCUGCUUGUGUCAAUAUCUUUGAUGCGUCCGGCCAACAACCUGGGAACCUAAUCCAGAGCCUGAAUGGUGACGCAGACAAGUGUCCUUCAGUGUCAGGUCUGUCUCAGAAGGACUACCAGCAUGUGACAGUGAAACCGGGGAGCUCUGUUGAGCUGCCGUGCCUGGUACCCUCCAACCUAGCCCAGGUGAUGUGGAAAUCCAACGGCUCGGUUCUCACCGAGGCCUCUCGAUUCCAGCUCAUAGGCGAGAAUGGUCUCCUUAUUUACAGCGUGGCUCCGGAGGAUCAAGGUCACUAUGAGUGCUGGUCCGUGGAAUGGGCCCCCGCCGCUGGGAAGAACUUCAGCCGCCUCCUGGCUGGAUAUGUCCUGACACUGGAUCUCCCACCCGGAGCCCCACAACAGGCGGGCCACGUGACCACCACCCUCGGCAGCCAGGAGACAUCUAGCACACAUGCUACUGAAGGUAAUGGUAAGACAGACAGAGCCCCACUAACUUCGGCCUUCGCCCCUCCCAGCUUCACAGCCUCAGUCCUCUUCACCUCCCCACCCCAAACUGACUCAUCACUAACCCUACCCCCUAGCAGUACAAUCAAGUUCCAGUCAAAGCAGCAUUUUCCCCCGAGCUCCAAUGCUCCCCGCCCGGACAGCCAGGACCCAGCGGCUGAGUAUUUGCAGCACAACAACAGCAUCGCCCUCCUCUUCCUCUUCCUCCUGUUUUUCCUCCUCUUCCUGGCUGCAUUGGCCUACAACUGCUACAUGCAGUAUCUUCCUGCUCCCUGCCUGCGUAUGCGAGCUGCUCUGUUGGGCAGUCACAAGAGCGCCCAUCAGCCUGAGUAUCGGGCCUGUGAAGCAGGUCUAAUGGAAGCAUCUGCGACUGAGAAAAUUAACAUGACGGCGCAACCAACACAGAACGGCAGCCAAACCACCCAAAACCUCCGGGCGCUCCGUGACACCGGGUAUGAGACUGAGCCGGAGUGCGGCAACGGUCGGAUCCCCUCUCACGGUUUCGGGGACGACAGCCCAUCCCAGGAGAAACCCUUUGAUGUGGACUGUGAAUCUCAGCCCAUCGAGUUUGCAGAUGCAGAUGAACCUUACUGCUAGCCAGAAGCCCCUCUGUUCUGCUUUCACUUCUCUUAGCAUAGAGACGACUUGUAGGGGGGGUCACAUUCUUGCCACAUCUUCCCACGAUUCACACGUCUAAGUGGUGUCCUUUUUAUGUGGAAGUAUGUUCAGUGUACAGCAUCGAGUGAAGUUUGAUCAUUACAAGGCGUUAGUCAGGCAUCCUACUUGCCACUCCUGAGAUUUAACUCCGGCUUUCUGAUUUUGGGCUUUUGAUGAUAAAGCGAAACUGUACUCAUUGAAGCUGCACCCUCUCAGUUUAGUCCAGCAAGUAAAGCUAUUUCUUAAAUUCCAAAUUGGAAACAUUGUUUACCAAAUUGGUAAGUUACUGUGAUGUUUUCCGAAGUGGAAUCAUGUUUUUGUACAGUUUGGGUCACAAAUAAUCUCUUAAAGCUUUUGCAUUUUUUUUUUUUUUAUUUUUUCAAAGCAAUGUGGCUAUUGGAUGUGGGUAAAUGCUUCAACAUUAUAGUGUUUUCUCAGGGAAGAUUUGCUCAGUAUGCUGUAGCCUUGCUUUGUUGUACAGUGUUGCCAUCUGCAGCACCAGGUACGUGGGCCUUAAUCUCACCCAGUGAGGUGGCAAUGUAGGGUUUGAAAGUCAAAAAAAGAACGUGAAAACGUGAAACAAAUCAAACCCCCGUCUUGUGUAGACUCAUCCUGCGCGACAGGGUUGAGUCUCUCUGUAUUUUAUUUUUUUCCUCCCUGUGACGUACACAUUCCUACAUGGAUAAAACUCUGAUGGUCCUGUGUAUUAACCACUACUAGUCAUCUUACCUUAUGUGGUUUGUUAAUAACAUAAAUAUGUACAGUAAGACAUGA